Hymenoscyphus albidus is the source of this 623-nucleotide messenger RNA. The record is from the annotation of a GenBank genome assembly. NCBI's taxonomy places the organism in Eukaryota, Fungi, Ascomycota, Leotiomycetes, Helotiales, Helotiaceae.
AUGGGAGGCGGAACGAAAGUUGUCUCCAUCCUCCUCCGCUUCUUCCAGCUCUGCUCAGCAGCAGUUGUAGCUGGAGUAGUUAGUCAUUUCAUCUACCUAUUCCACAAAGGAGACGGUCACGUCCACUCCAAACUACUUUUCACCAUAUCCCUUGCAGGAAUCGCACUGUUUUUCUCCAUCGUCCUCCUCUUCCCGGCAAGAUGGACCUUCUGGGCUUUCGCUCUUGACUUCGCUAUCUUCGUUAUGUGGAUGGUGUCUUUUGGUCUCCUGGAAGAUCUAGGAGGCGGCCACACUUGUUCGGCAUACUGGCAGUGGAAUUACUGGGGUUAUUAUUGGGGCGGCUUCUGGAAUUAUCCAAAUAAUGUCACUUCGGCUGUCGUCAAUUCAGCGGGGUGUAAUCAGUGGAGAGCUACAAUGGCAUUUAUCUUCUUGGGUGGAAUCGCUUGGUUGUUGAGUGCUGCUUUGGUAAGUUUGAUUAUCCCAGUCCUUUACGGUGGUGUCUUAAGACGGAUGCUAAUUACUUUCAGGGCGUCAUUGCUGUUGCUACUGCUAGAGAUGAAAGGAAGGAGGGACUUACGAAGGUUAAUAAGAACAACCACGUGAUGACUGAGAGCACGGUUUAA